This is a messenger RNA of Pochonia chlamydosporia 170, 747 nucleotides long. RefSeq names its product adenosine deaminase protein. The record is from RefSeq and is a predicted model, not a curated record. Lineage: Eukaryota; Fungi; Ascomycota; Sordariomycetes; Hypocreales; Clavicipitaceae. Bases 1 to 747 code for a protein of 248 amino acids. The transcript has 2 exons.
AUGACCACCAAACCAACCAUACUCCUCAUCCACGGCGCAUGGCACACCCUCGCCGCGUACGAACAACUCAUCGCCAUUUUCAAAUCUCGCGGCUAUCCGGUCGUAGCGCCAACACUCCCCUCCGGCGCGGACACCACACCCCCGAACCCUGUGGAAGCAGAUAUCUCACUCUUUUCGUCUACGGCGCAAUCUCUCAUCGAUGAAGGGAAAGAAGUUAUUGCUGUUGCGCACUCGUACGGCGGGACGAUUGCCACGGAAGCACUCAGCGGGAAGGGGAUUCGGGAACGCAAGGAGAGAGGAUUGCCAGGAGGCGUCGGGAUGAUUGUGUUUAUAGCGGCGUUUGUGUUGCAGGAGGGGAGGAGUCUGGAGAUGAAUGCUCCUAUUGAUAUUGUGCCGUGGGCGGAAUACAAGGACGAUUUGAAAGUGAUAGCUCCGGGUUUCGAUGCGGGACCAGUGUUUUAUCCGGAUCUUUCAAAGGAAGAGCAGCGGAAGUGGCUUUCUACACUGGUUAAGCAUCCCAAGGAAUGCUCUUUUCAUUCUCCUAAGAAGACGGUAUAUGGGGAGGUUGAUGUCGCGUUUGUGUAUUGUCUUCAGGAUCAAGCGUUUCCGCACUUUGCUCAACAGGCUAUGGUGAAUGCUAUUAAGGAGACGGGCGUGACGUUUCGGGAAAUUACACUGGAUUCAGGGCAUUUCCCAAUGCUGAGUAUGCCGGAUGUUCUGGCUGACGAGAUUAUGGGGUUGAUUUGA